Meloidogyne enterolobii is the source of this 2709-nucleotide messenger RNA. NCBI's taxonomy places the organism in Eukaryota, Metazoa, Nematoda, Chromadorea, Rhabditida, Meloidogynidae. The record is from the annotation of a GenBank genome assembly.
AUGCAACGUUUUAUAUUUACCAGAAAAACAACAAAUACAAUAGCACCAUUUGUUGAUAUUGAGAAAGGGAUUGGUGGUGGAGGUGAAGUUGAAAAAACAACAGAGAAUAACAACAAAGGAGUUAAAGCAAAAUAUUAUAAUGAAAAUUGUUUUAAAUUUAAAAGAAAAUCCCUUCGGAUACUCCAAAAUGUUGCUACUUUAUUGGAGGAUUGGUUAUUGCUUGCAUUGCUGGGAAUUCUUGUAGCUUUGUGUUCUUUAAUUAUGGAUAUGGCUAUUGAAUACUUGCAAACAUGUUUAACAAUACUUCGAGGUGUUAUUCUCAAAGAAUUUUUGACUUUGAAAACGCUUUUGUCUAAAAUGGUUGGAUUAACACUUUCUUUGGGUAGCGGGUUGCCUAUUGGAAAGGAGGGACCAUUUGUUCAUAUAGCCUCAGUUGUCGCUAACCAAUUAAGUCAUUGUGUCCAUUCAAUUAAAGGUGCUUAUUCGAACGAAUCGAGAAGUUUUGAGAUGCUUGCAGCUGCGUGUGCAGUGGGGGUUAGUUCAACAUUUUCUGCUCCUGUUGGAGGUGUUUUAUUUUCAAUCGAAGUCACAGCAGCAUAUUUUGCAGUAAGAAAUUAUUGGAGAGGCUUUUUUGCUGCAACCUGCUCGACUGUACUUUUUCGAAUACUUAGAGUGCUUUUAGUUGAAACUGAAGUUACCGUUACUGCCUUCUAUCAAACUCAAUUCCCUAGAGAUGCGUUUUUGCCGGAAGAAUUACCAAUAUUCUCUAUUGUUGGUGUUAUUUGUGGUUUUGUUUCAGCAGCAUUUAUUUUUCUACAAAGGCAUUGUGUUAUUUUUCUUCGAUAUAAUUCAAUUUCAAAAUUUUUUCUUCAUAAACAUUGGUCAAUAUAUCCAAUACUUAUUGCAUUAAUUAUUGGGUCUAUAACCUACCCUCAAGGAUUUGGACAAUUUUUGGGAGGAGAGAAAAAAUUUAUGUACGCAGCAAAAGAUUUUUUUGCUGACUGCACUUUUUCACUUCCCAACGACAGUAAUCGUGCUUGUCCGGAACAAUUAAUUUCUUCUUGGUCGAGGGAAGACUAUUACACUCAUUUUACGACGUUGCCCAUAUUUAUUGGAGUUUAUUUUAUUUUAACAAUUUUGGCAAGUACACUACCCAUUCCUGCUGGAAUUUUCGGUCCUUCUUUUGCCUCAUUAUAUCCAAGCGGUCUUCGAGGUCCAAACGAUUUGCAAAUAUUCCCUGGUGUUUAUGCAAUAGUUGGAUCAGCAGCAUUAACUGGAGGAGUAACUCACACAGUUUCCGUGGCAGUUAUUGUGUUUGAACUGACUGGACAACUUUUACAUAUUUUGCCUGUUAUGAUUGCUGUAUUAAUCGCCAAUGCAAUUUGCUCCAAUUUACAACCUUCCAUUUAUGAUUCUGCCAUUAAAUUGAAACAAUUGCCAUAUUUACCUGAUAUUCCCCAAACCUCUUCUCGCUUUCAUGGAAUUUUAGUCGAACAAUUUAUGACUUGUGAUAUAAAAUUUCUUUCAAAUGAAACAACAUAUGCUGAAAUGCAAGAAAUUUUAUUUGAUAACCCGAGGCUUAAAGCUUUUCCUAUUGUAGAGAAUGAAGAAACACGAAUAUUAAUUGGAUCUUGUAGUCGUUCCCGACUUAUUAGAAUAUUAAAUUCUCAUGUAGGCCCAAUUACCAGAAAACAAGAAGCAAUAAAAAGAAUAAAUACAAUUGAUAGAAGAAAGAAUUCCCAAACAACAACAAAAAAAGAAUCUUUAAUUUUGUCGCCUUCUUCAAAUAUUCCUCUCUUAAAAUUUUUAGAACCUCCAAAAGAACAAAAACAUUCAAUUAUGGAAUUUGAUAAAAUAACAAAAACAAAAUCUGAAAGUUUAAUUGAAGGGAAGGAAGAGGAGGAGGAAAAUGUUAAUAAUAAAAAUAAUAUUCUCCAACAAAAACAAAGUUUGCAGCAACUAUAUUUAAAAUGUUUAAAUAGACCGUCAAUGUCUGUUAAACGUUCAUUAACUAUUCCUGCAAGUUUAAGUCAUUCUUCUAGUUCUAGUGAUGUUUAUAGUACUAUUGGAGAUAUGAUUAGAACAUUGUCAAGGUUUAGUCAAAGAUUUAGACGUGGAGUUGACCAAAAUGGUGAGAUUGACUUGAUGGGAGAUGAGAGAACAAUUUGGGAACAGGAACAAUUGGCUAAACGAGUUGAUUUUCGUUCUAUUGGAAUUGACCCGGCCCCCUUCCAAUUAGUAGAAGAAACUUCACUUUUCAAAGUCCACUCAUUAUUUUCAAUGUUGGGAUUAAAUCGGGCUUAUGUCACAAAAUGUGGUCGUUUGGUUGGUGUUGUUGCUUUGAGGGAUUUGAGACUGGCUGUAGAAUUAAUUCAAUCAGGAGAUUUAAUAGCUCGGAAACCUUCAUUAAUUUCAAAUGAAAGUAGUGAAGAAGGAGAGGAAAAUUUAAGCAAAACAUUUAUUUCAAAUUUAGAAGAGGAAUGCCCAGAUAAAAAUGAUUCUCAACCUAAAAAUGAAAUAACAAACAAUGAAGGUAUUAAAUUUCAAACACAAAAAGAAGCUUUAAUUGUACCUACAAAAGAAGUAUUGAAAAAUAAUGAAAAUAAUGUUCCCAUUUUUGUAAUUUCAACAAGUGAAGAUGAAAAAUCAAAUGAAGAAUUAAAAGAAGAACAAGAAGCUUUUGUGGCUAAGCAAGUUUUUUAUUUUUAA